Python bivittatus (Burmese python) is the source of this 5108-nucleotide messenger RNA. The record is from RefSeq and is a predicted model, not a curated record. NCBI's taxonomy places the organism in Eukaryota, Metazoa, Chordata, Lepidosauria, Squamata, Pythonidae.
AAGUAGGUUUUUCGGACUUGAUGUAGUCUUCCCUGGAGUUGGGCACCGCUUUGGAAUCUGUCUCCCAAAAAAGUUUUGGACUGUGCCAAGGAGCCAUGUCUUUCCUGGGAUUUCAUGACUGCCUUUUGGAGAACAAAUCUGAACCAUUGUACAGCCUUACACCAUAAAACGCCUCUAAUGGUCUCUCUAGCUGGAGAUGACUCUUCGUUGGUUUCUCUUUUCAUCUCUCUUUCUUCCGGAAUAGUUUCCCUGACGUGAUGAUGCCCUCUUAUUCCCGAAAUCCGUGGUCCUGUGUAUUUUUCAUAGUGUAUCUUUCUAUCGAGUUGUACUUCAUUAUGAAUUUGCUCCUUGCUGUUGUCUUUGAUACAUUCAGUGACAUUGAAAAAAUGAAGUUCCGGUCACUGUUGCUUCACAAACGCAUGGCCAUCCAGCAUGCCUACCGCCUGCUGGUUAGCAAACAGAGACCCUGCGGGAUUGCUUUCAAGCAGUUUGAUGGCCUGAUGCGCUUCUAUGCACCCCGGAUGAGCAUUCGAGACCGUUAUCUUACUUUCAAAGCACUGAGUCAAAGCAAUGCCCCUUUGGUCAGUUUGAAGGAUAUGUAUAGUUUCUACGAAGUUGUUGGUUUAAAAUGGAAGGCGAAAAGAAACCGUGAGCAUUGGUUUGACGAUCUUCCAGGAACAGCUUUCCUUAUUUUUAAAGGUAUUAACAUAUUAGUGAAUUCGCGGGCCUUCCAGUAUGGCAUGUAUAUUCUGGUGGCAGUGAAUGGUCUCUGGAUUCUAGUAGAAACCUUUAUGUUGCGAGAUGGAAUAUUUUCUCGAGAUGUCCCUUGGAGUUACGUUGUCUUCCUUACAAUCUAUGGAGUUGAAGUGCUGUUGAAGAUCACGGGUCUGGGGCCUAAAGAGUACCUCUCUUCUGGUUGGAACCUUUUUGAUUUUGCGGUCACUUUGUUCGCAUUCUCGGGUCUCCUGGCACUGGCGUUCGACAUGGAGCCGUUCUACUUCAUUGUCGUGCUGCGGCCUCUGCAGUUACUGAGGCUGUUUAAGCUGAAGAAACGUUACCGGAACGUCUUGGAUACCAUGUUUGAGCUUCUUCCCAGGAUGGGCAGCCUAGGUCUAACGCUACUCAUCUUCUAUUACUGUUUUGCCAUUGUUGGCAUGGAAUUCUUCUCAGGAAAACUCUACCCAAAUUGUUGUAACACCAGCACGGUGGCAGAUGCCUUUCGCUGGAUCAACCGCACCGUUGGGAACAAGACUGUGAUGGACCAAGGAUACUACUAUCUCAACAACUUUGACAACAUUUUGAAUAGUUUCGUGACCCUAUUUGAGUUGACCGUAGUCAAUGAUUGGUACAUCGUCAUGGAAGGCGUGACCUCAGAGACUUCUCACUGGAGCCGUCUUUAUUUCAUGAUUUUCUACAUUGUGACCAUGGUGGUGAUGACAAUCAUUGUAGCUUUUAUACUGGAGGCAUUUGUAUUCCGCAUGAAUUACGCCCGCAAGAAUCAGGAUUCAGAAGCAGAAGACAGUGGGAUUGUGUUUGAGCGGGAGGUCUCUAAGGAAGAAAUUGUGACUGUCGCCGAGUUAUACGGGAGGCAUGGCAACACCUUGGCAGCUAGCCAUCUCCUCAAGGUCAUUUCCCAAAUGGACCGGCACCGGCAAACCUCCAUGCUGUUCUUGGGCCGCCGAUCGAGGACCAAAAGUGAUUUAAGUAUGAAAAUGUAUGAGGAAGAGAUACAGGAAUGGUAUGAAGAGUAUUCCAGGAGAGAAGAACGACAGCUUCCUUGGCAUGAAGAUGAUGAAUUGCUCAACCAGGCCUUCCACCCUCCUGGCCUCCGGCAGCGGUCACAAACAAUCAUCUAAGCUUUGCUUAUCGAAAGCAGAUUCUCCUAUGCAUUCAGCCUGGGCUUGCCGACACAGCGACUAUAGCCUCCCCUCAAUCAGAUUUUUCUUUUUUAAAUGAUCCUAAUCUCUUGAGUUUUCAAGCCAGGAUGCUGACCUCUUGGGAGAAGUCAACCAGUUUUAUUUUUAUUUUUUAAAUUUAAGCCUUCUCCUUUCUUCUGGCAUCUGCACUAGUGCAUGGGAGGUCUGGAAGGACUCUUGACCUUGCAGUAACGUUGUGCCGUGGGACUAACGCACAGUCCGGCCUGGCCAAAGUACAGCGGGACUUUCUUUUGGAGAAGACCUGUGGGUUUUCUUCUUGUUGCUGUGUUCUUUUGCAAAAAGCCAGUUGUUGUGUCAGAGCUGUCAGAUGCACUGGCCCAGAGAGCUGGGAUCCGGCCCAUUUGCAAGCAAAGAUGACAAGCAGGAGUGCGUAUUGAAUGUAUGUUCCAGCGUGCGCCUGAUGUUAUCUUUCAUCAGGCACUUCUUCAGAUGGGCUAGAAAUGGCAGGAAGGCUGGUUGAGUCCCCAAGCAUCAACUAGAUUGCCCUCUCUGCAUUCGUAAUGAACUAAAUGCAGUUGAGUGAAGUCAUGUAAAGUAUAUACCACACUAAUUUUCCCCACCCUUUGUAACUCAUCAGCAGCUAUAAAGACUCCUAGUAGUCCAGUCAUUGCUUGCCAGUUUUUACCAAAAUGUAGCAAGGCUCUCUGGCAUAUAACAGGACCCAGGGCCAACUUGGGCUCAGAAUAUCUUCCUAAUGGAAGUGGAUUCCUGGUUCAGUGAGAUCCUGAACAUGUAUAAGACUCUAUUGUGCUCAUGUGCUCACAAACUUUGUCCUGUGUUGGCAUAAUGAUUCUUUCACUUUCUGGGAACUGGAAACUUGAAAUGGCACCUUCCUGGAGCCGUUAACAACUACAGCCCAGAAGGCAACCCUGCCAAUAGGCAUUGUACUAAAUCCUGAACUAACCCUGCCAAUAGGCAUUGUAUUAAAUCCUGAAGCAACCCUACCAAUAGGUAUUCUAUUAAAUCCUGAACCAACCCUCCCAAUAGGCAUUCUUUUAGAUAAUGAAGCCACCCUGCCUAAUAGGCAUUGUAGUAGAGCAAUAAUUCUUUGACAGAAAAGACAAACGUGAUCCAGGGAUUGGUGUCUAUCAGAUUUUGUUAUUGAUCCUCUUCUGUAGAAAUUCCUCAGUCUAUUACCAGGCUUGGGGUCUCUUAGGAAGCCCUCUUCCCCACAAGAGAAACAAACAAGUGGAUCAUAUAUGUUUUUAUCAUUCUUUGAUUUGGAAUAGGAACCUUGGCAACGCCUAAUGCUUGUCUCAAAAUACGAAGAAGCAUUAUGCUCAUCCAGGUUUGUCUCUGGCUAUUAUUUUAAUCUGGAUGGCAAACAGGCCUUCCAUCAUUCCUUGCAAUUUAUAAGCAGAAAAGACAGGUUUUUCUUCUUUUUUCUUUUUUCCUUGUCCCUUCUGUAUCUUUAGGAUCACCAGCCUAAAACAAUUAGGAAACUUCGCUUUCUUAUGCCUGCUAACUCUCUGGCAUAGCAGAACCUAGUUAAAAACAACAAGCUUAUUUUCAUGCUAAAUAAAUAAUUGAGAAGUGUUGGCUCUGAAUAAGCUAUUUUCCAGUUGUUGGAGAGAGGAAUAGUACACCUUACACAAAGCCAGUGUAAGGGGAUGGAUUUGAGAUAAGCAGUUACCAGAAGUGAAAUUUUCCUGUCUUUGCUUAUAGCAUCUCACUCUAUGCUGGUUCCUCCAGAUGCCCUCAGUUACAUUAAUGGCCAGGGAAGAUAACAGUUGUACCCUAACAUUACCAGUGGACACCAAGUUGGGGAAAUGAGAGUUCUUGUACCCAUGAUCACUGAUGAUCUUAUUUGUUUUCUUCCGAAAAAGAAUGAGGAUAUUUUUUAAGGUAGAUGUCCCCAAUUUAGAUGACCUCCAGGUAGAUGGACUUCCACUCCCAGAAUUCCCAGUGCCUGCCAUGCUAUAUAGGGCAACUCUGGGAGUUGAAGUCCACCCAUCAGGAGUUUAUCCAGAUGGAAGGUUGCCUUAAGGUCCUUUGGAGAGAGAAGGGGCAUCUUAAGAAAAAUACUAUUGGUUCAACAGGGCAUUAGUGUUGACAGUGGAAGGUAUUCCUUCCUGAUAUAUCCAUCAGAUUUACUAUUCCUUUAGAAAGGGGGUAGGUUUGCAGAGCUGAACAGAUGGGAUGUUUUCUAGGGGCUGUUCGUUAGAGAUAUGCUAUGUUUUGGCUCUGAAGCAAAAACAGAAUUUCAGAAUGGGUAGGGCCAUCCAGAUCAUACCUGUCUAUGUGUAUGAAAGAGGUGUCUUUCCUGGAGCUUGCACCACCAUUACAUUUGGAAAAUACAAAUUUAAAUUAGGGAGGCGCUGACUGCAUAUGCAUACACAUACUCAAAGCACCUUAUUGUACCCCAUCAGCCCUUUCUAACUCAAAUUUGGAUUUUCCUGGGAUUGUAGGGUGACGAUGCAAGCCCAUGAGAGCCACAACUUCUUUAAGGAGGUGCUGAUGUUUGCAGGAUGCACAACUCUGAAGCACAUUUUCAGCUUUGGAUCUGAAGUGCCGCAUAGCCUCGGAGUACGCACUCGGUUUAGUAUUUUUUUCAACAGGAGCCUAGGUGAUCCUUAUCUCGCUUACCAACCGUUUCGGUGGUGUCACUAAGCAGAAAUGAAUGCUGAGCACCUUUAUAAUUUGGACUUGUUUUGCUCACCGGUCAACGAGCCAAACCUGGUGUGCACAUGGGGCUCAUUUUGCACACUGUGCACGCCCAGGCUAGUUAAGAGGAGUCUGCUUGGCACCACCUAGCCCAUCUUUUGCACAGUUCUUUGAUCAUCAUCCACGGCUAAGCAGGUUGUCAAAACCUAGAGUGAUGGUCUUUUUGGUUAGCAUCAACCAGAAUGUGAAGCUUUAUUCUAGUGCUCAAAUAGUAGUUUCUGCUAAUGGGAAGGAGAGUUACUCCCAGUUUGGAUGCACUACUGGAAAGUCACAAAUACACAUAUAAUAUUCAGUUUAUCAGCCUGGAUGGUAAACAAUGGAAUAUAGUUUUAGAUUUUCUUCCUCUACUUGGCAUAAGAGAUGCUGGCAACUUAAUCCCAGCCAUUUGUAGAGCAGGAUAUUUUUUGGGAUGUUUUCAUUAUUUUUGCUCUUGUUUAUUAAAUAAGCUAAAAAUGAUUCCAGAAAUGUCUUUCUUCUGAGUAUCUUGGAAGGAAAAAAAAAAAAAAA